Pongo pygmaeus (Bornean orangutan) is the source of this 7814-nucleotide messenger RNA. It is a transcript of the gene L3MBTL1, whose product is annotated as L3MBTL histone methyl-lysine binding protein 1. The coding region runs from base 146 to 2320 and encodes 724 amino acids. NCBI's taxonomy places the organism in Eukaryota, Metazoa, Chordata, Mammalia, Primates, Hominidae. Gene Ontology annotation, cellular component: nucleus. Gene Ontology annotation, biological process: negative regulation of DNA-templated transcription. Gene Ontology annotation, molecular function: chromatin binding; histone binding; zinc ion binding. The transcript is spliced from 19 exons. The record is from RefSeq and is a predicted model, not a curated record.
GGGGGCGUGGCUUUGAGUGCGGCACCCUGGGACUGGACCCCGCAGGUGCUUGGGGGCGUAGCCUGGAGUGAGGGUUUGGCUGGUAUAGCUUGGAGUGAGGCGCCCUGGCGUGGAGUCUUGAGGCCUGCUGAGGGCGUGAGCUGGCAUGAGGCGACGAGAGGGCCAUGGCACCGACUCCGAGGUGGGUCAAGGGCCCGUACGGGAGUCGCAAUCCUCAGAUCCUCCUGCGCUCCAGUUCCGGAUAAGCGAGUACAAGCCGCUGAAAAUGGCGGGAGUGGAGCAGCCCCCGAGCCCCGAGCUGCGGCAAGAAGGCGUGACCGAAUACGAAGAUGGCGGGGCCCCGGCAGGAGAUGGCGAGGCGGGCCCCCGACAGGCGGAGGACCACCCCCAGAAUCCUCCAGAAGAUCCCAAUCAGGACCCCCCAGAGGAUGAUAGCACCUGUCAGUGCCAGGCGUGCGGGCCUCACCAAGCCGCGGGUCCAGAUCUUGGUUCCUCUAAUGAUGGCUGCCCUCAGCUGUUCCAGGAGCGGUCAGUCAUAGUGGAGAACUCCUCAGGUUCCAUCAGCGCUUCUGAGCUCCUCAAACCCAUGAAGAAGAGGAAACACAGGGAAUACCAGAGCCCAUCAGAGGAGGAGUCGGAGCCAGAGGCCAUGGAGAAGCAAGAAGAAGGAAAGGACCCAGAGGGACAACCCACCGCUAGCACCCCAGAGAGUGAGGAGUGGAGCAGCAGCCAGCCUGCAACAGGUGAGAAGAAGGAAUGCUGGUCGUGGGAGUCCUACCUAGAGGAGCAGAAGGCCAUUACUGCUCCAGUCAGCCUCUUCCAGGACUCCCAGGCAGUCACUCACAACAAGAAUGGCUUCAAACUGGGCAUGAAGUUGGAAGGCAUUGACCCUCAACACCCAUCCAUGUACUUCAUCCUCACCGUGGCUGAGGUAUGUGGCUAUCGCCUACGCCUGCACUUUGAUGGGUAUUCUGAGUGCCAUGACUUCUGGGUCAAUGCCAACUCCCCUGACAUUCACCCUGCUGGCUGGUUCGAGAAGACGGGCCACAAGCUGCAGCCUCCCAAAGGUUACAAGGAGGAGGAGUUCAGCUGGAGCCAGUACCUGCGCAGCACAAGAGCUCAGGCUGCCCCCAAGCACCUGUUUGUGAGCCAGAGCCACAGUCCCCCACCCCUGGGCUUCCAGGUGGGCAUGAAGCUGGAGGCUGUUGACCGCAUGAACCCGUCCCUUGUCUGCGUGGCCAGUGUGACCGAUGUGGUGGACAGCCGCUUCCUGGUGCACUUUGACAACUGGGAUGAUACUUAUGACUACUGGUGUGAUCCCAGCAGCCCCUACAUCCACCCAGUGGGCUGGUGCCAGAAGCAAGGAAAGCCCCUCACGCCUCCACAAGACUACCCAGACCCUGAUAACUUCUGUUGGGAGAAAUAUCUGGAAGAAACUGGGGCCUCUGCUGUCCCUACUUGGGCCUUCAAGGUGCGACCCCCUCACAGCUUCCUGGUCAAUAUGAAGCUGGAGGCUGUGGACCGCAGGAACCCAGCCCUGAUUCGCGUGGCCAGCGUGGAGGAUGUGGAGGACCAUCGAAUAAAGAUCCACUUUGAUGGCUGGAGUCAUGGCUAUGAUUUCUGGAUCGACGCUGACCACCCAGACAUCCACCCUGCCGGCUGGUGCUCCAAGACAGGACAUCCCCUGCAGCCUCCUCUCCGACCCAGAGAGCCCAGCUCUGCCUCCCCUGGGGGCUGUCCCCCUCUCAGCUAUAGGAGCCUGCCCCACACUAGGACCUCCAAAUACAGCUUUCACCACCGGAAGUGCCCCACUCCUGGUUGCGAUGGCUCUGGCCAUGUCACAGGCAAGUUCACAGCUCACCAUUGCCUCUCAGGCUGCCCACUGGCUGAGAGGAACCAGAGCCGGCUGAAAGCGGAGCUGUCUGACUCGGAGGCCUCAGCCCGCAAGAAGAACCUCUCAGGCUUCUCCCCAAGGAAGAAGCCUCGCCAUCACGGCCGAAUUGGACGCCCUCCAAAGUAUCGAAAGAUUCCGCAGGAAGAUUUCCAGACCCUCACGCCUGAUGUCGUGCACCAGUCCCUCUUCAUGUCAGCCCUGUCAGCCCACCCUGACCGCUCACUCUCAGUGUGCUGGGAGCAGCACUGCAAGCUCCUGCCAGGAGUAGCGGGCAUCUCAGCCUCGACAGUCGCCAAGUGGACCAUCGAUGAGGUCUUCGGCUUUGUUCAGACCCUGACAGGUUGUGAGGACCAAGCACGCCUCUUCAAAGACGAGGACCAUCAAGAAGGAGCCCCAGAGGCCCGGCAUGGUGGCUCACAUCCAUAAUCCCAGAUGUCAGGAGUUCAAGACCAGCCUGGCCAACAUGGUGAAACCCUGUCUAUACGAAAAAUACAAAAUUAGCCGGAUGUGGUGGCACAUGCCUCUGGUCCCAGCUACUCAGGAGGCUGAGGCAGAAGAGUCACUUGAACCUGGGAGGCGAAGGUUGCAGCGAGCUGAGAUCAUGCCACCGUACUCCAGCCUAGGUGACAGAGCAAGACUCAGUCUUUAAAAAAAAAAAAAAGGUGGGGGCUCCAGAGCCAGACCGGCAUGAGGUGUCUGAAUCUGGAUGUUUCUGCACAGACACAUCUGCUGGGGGGUCAGCAAAGAGAGCUCCUCAGGUCCAAGGGAGCUGCCUCCUGGGAUGACCACUUGGCAUCCCCCUCACAGCUCCCAGUGUCUCAGGCAAGCAGUAUCUCCAGUGCUUCCCCAUCGAGGAGGUGCUGGAGAGAGAGCAGAAUGGCUGACUCCUUGAGAAAGGGGGAAAUGUGCUUAUUCAGCAGGCCCUGGUCUCAGACCUGGGAAGCCCCUUUUCACUUGAGGGGUCAUUUUAGAGCAUUAGAAAGGAAGCUUAAUGCAGAUAAUCUCAUUGGUGUGUUUGGCUACUAGACUUUUCAUUUUCUUUUGGGGGGAAGGUUUUUAGCCAUCAGAAGUGCCAGUUUUCAGAGCCUUCUUGGGUAGUGAAUUGGGAAAGACCAGGUAACUGUUUUCUCAGAGCUGCUGGGGGGACAGAUAUAUGGGGUUCAUUCCCCGACUCUAUCCUGCUUCCGUUUAACCUCUAAGGUUGCCAGCCUCUCUGAGAUACAGUCCUGUUGUCACCACACCUCAGAGAUCCUUUCAUUCAUUCUUUCUGGAUUUACUGAGCACCCGACUUAUGUCAGGUAAGCAGCCUCCUGGUGCUCCUGGAAGGCAAAUGAAGAAAUACGUACAAUUCAGGGGAGUUUGUGGAACUGUGUGAACUCCCGACAGAGUGGAAGGAGUGGGCAGUUCUGACUGCUGGGGAAGCAUGCUGACAGUGAGCAGGCCUUCCUGGCAGGGGUGGCAGAGGGAACAGAGCUGCAAGGCAGAAGAUACCCAGUUAUUGGGGAAGGGUCUGUAGUGCAGUCUGUGGAGCUAGGUGUGAGGAGGGCUCACUUGGAACUGUGGGACAGGGCCAGGCUUGGGUGGCAUCGCCCCCUGAGCUGCAUGAGUCAUGUCCAUAGGAUACCCCUACCCAGCUUUCACAGUGGUUAAGAACACAGGUCAGCACUUAUAAGCUAGGUAUAUCUUGGGCAAAUUCUGUAGCCUGUCUGCCUUGGUUUUCUCAUCUGUAUAAUCGAGAUAAUGCUGGUAUUGCUUCAUAGGGUUAUUGUGAGGAUUAACUGAGUUAAUACACAACAGGUGCUUAGGAGCAGUGCCUGGCAUGUAAGAAACAACAUAGAAGUGUUUUCAUUGCUAUGAUGCUUGAGGGGUGAGCAUAGGAGGGAUGGCAUCUCCUCAAAAACAGGGUCCCCCAGCUCAGUCUCUUGACCCUCACAGCCUGCCUCCCAGCUCUCUUCAUUCUAUCCCAUCCUCCACAACUGACUUCCCUUCUUGACUCUACCCAUAUACCUAGCUACUAGAAUUAACAAUUACUAAUAUUUUCCAUAUUUGUUUCACCUGUAUUUGGAUGAAGUAAUUUUAAGUAAAUUUUAGACAUCAUGACAUUUCACCCCUGAGGACAUAACUUGCGUCUCUAAAAACUAAGGACUUUCUUUACAUAACCACAAUAUUGUUAUCCCAGUACCAAAUUGCAAGUAACUCCUUUAUAUCAUCCAAUACCCAGUCUGCAUUCAUAUUUCCCCAGUUCUCAGGAUACUUUUUGCAGUUUUUGAGCCAGAAUCCAAACAAGGCCUACAUAAUUGGUUUUGGUUUUUAUGUCUCUUAAGUUUCUUUUAUUCUAGAAGAGCCCCCCGCCCCCAUCCUUUUUUUCCUUUUUUAAUGACAUUUUUAAAAGUCAGAAUGUGGUUUUUUGGAUUUGUCUGGUUGCUUUCUAGUGGUGUCACUUAACUUGUUCCUCUAUCCCCUGUAUUUCCCAUGAACUGAAAGUUAGAUCCAAAGGCUGGGUUAGAGUUAGGUUAAAUUUCUCACUGUCACUGUCUCUGUUUCUCUCUCUGUGUCUCUCUGUCUCCCCCUGCCCCCCUCUGCUUUUGGCAAGACUAGUUCCUAGGUGACACUAUGUACUUCGUACUGCCUCAUGUCGGAAUGCACACAAUGUCUGCUUGUCUUGCUGUCAGCAGCACUAAGGUUGACCAAUGAGGUCAUGUGGGGACAACAACAGCAGGUUUCUCAAAGCCACUGUCUGUGAGGACUCAAAAGACAUUUUGCGGAUACAAAUGCUAAACCUCAGACCAGUCAGCAGAAAGAGAGAAAGAGAACAAGUGUGUGAACACGGGGAAACCAGUGGCUGUCUUUCUUUCCUUCUCCGUCCCCAUUGCUGUCUUCCUUUUUUCCUUUCUCCCUCCCUUCUCCUUUCUCCCUGUCCUUUCUCUCCACCUCUCUCCUUCCCUUUCUUCCGCAUAUCCUUUACUCCUACUCCCCUCCCCCAUUCCCCAUGCGCACCCCUCCCUUUCCUUCACCCCUGCCCCGUGACCCUUUCCACCUUCUCCACUUUCCACCUCCCUCCCGCAACCCCUCAGAUGAUUGACGGCGAGGCCUUCCUUUUGCUGACACAGGCGGACAUUGUGAAGAUCAUGAGCGUCAAGCUGGGCCCAGCCUUGAAGAUCUAUAACGCCAUUCUCAUGUUCAAAAACGCCGAUGACACCUUAAAGUGACUGGCCCAGGGCUGGGCCCUCCUGCGGCCCCUGCUUGGCCUCCCUCUCCAGCUGAUGCUUUCUUCCUGACCUGAGUUCCUCAUACCCCACACGUCCCCAUGCUCCACCUAUGUCUGACCAGGGCUGGUCCUUCCUAGAGGGUGCAUGGGAGCUGAGGAGCCCUGGGGAGGGUAAGGCACCCAGCCCCAAGUCCUAGAGCUCAUUCGCCACCAGGCUUGUCAGUGAGGGCGUGACUGGCAGGGGCAUUACUCAUGGAGUCAGUUGGACUGUGGCAGCCUCACAGCCCCAGUGGACUUUUAUUUUAUUACCAAAGGGUCUUUUUCUUGGCAGUUGAGGAGAGACUAGUAGAGCAGCAGUCCUUCAAUCUGAGGCCCCUUUCCCUUUUUUGGUAUCUCUGUGUACUUUUCUCUCCUUGGCUCCUUUCCUCCUGCCAAGAAGUGACCCCACCGCAAACGUAUUUACUCCUGGAGGUACCUCCUCCCUUUCUGUCUGCUGGUUUUGCUGCCCUCAUUCUGCUGCUUCGUUUCCUGGGCAGUGCCCCCAGCCAGACCCCACUGGCUCUUCCCCCUGAGGUAUGUGAACCUCGGAAACAUGUUUUCAUAAGAUCCCUUGGAAGUCUCUAGCUGCCUUUCUCUCUUUUGCCCAGAAUUUAGAGAUUCUGAGCCAAGAUGCCUUCCUGAACUUACCCAGUUCUGGACCAGUUGGCAUUUUAGUAUCCCACGCCAAGUCCAAGUUCCAGCAGAAUGAGCAGGUGGCUAGAGCCUGUUUUAUAGAUGGCAGAGGUUGAGGUUCCACUGCUGUUUUCCAUACACCCUUCAUGUGUUGAGUCUGGGAAGGAGUAAGCCUAGCCUGCCAGUAGCCUAGGUUAGGAGACCAGCAUAAGGAUUUGUUAGACAAUCUCGGGUCUUUGGCCAGAGGGGCAGCUCCAGCAGGCAUAGUGGUGCCUGAAGUUAGGAAUAGUGUCCUCUCUGUAGCCUUGGACCUCAGCCAAGGUAUUGCCCAUGGGGUGAUGGCUCCAGGCCUGCCAGGCCUUCUGCCAUGAGAAUGUAGCACUCUGUGUAGCACACACCCCCAUGACAUCAUUCAACCUGUCCCUUAAAUGUUGACCACUAGCUCUUGCAGCAUCUUACAAAGAUGACUUGAAGUUGGGAGUUAGGAAGGUGAACUUUUCUAUCUGAAUUCUCUGGGUCCCUGAAGCCCUCCUUGCCACUCUCCAUCUGUCUUGCACUGCCAGCCGGGCCCCUGCUGGGGCUCUGGGACUUCCACUUCUCGGUCCACAUAGGAACCCAGCUUCCACUGAGUCACUGCCAAACCUGCCUCCCAGCCUGGGUGGGAAGGGGGAGAGCCACUGGCAGGAGCCAGCCCCACAUGGAGGUGAGGAGCCACUGCCAACCUCCUGUGCUCAGGUGCUGAUGUGGGCCUGCAGAGUGUGGGGCCGGUGCCUUCCCCCAGACCCCUUCUCUCAAUCGUGUGAUGCGUGUGUGUGUGCACGUGUGUGUGUGUGUGUGUGUGUGGCACUCUCAGAAGUGUUUGACAGGGUGCAGAUGUGAGGCUCAGUGUUGGGAAAAUGCCAAGGGCUAUUAUCAUUAAAAUUUGAAGCUUUAUUUUUCCCUUAGAAGUGGGAAACCCAGAGCUCUGUUGAUUUCCUACCACAACCCAGUAGGGGCCUCUCUCUCCCAUGGGCUGGACAGCUUUUUGAGGAAGCCAUUCAGCUCCCACAGUUGAGCUCCCACAGGGCUUCAGGUGUCCCUUCCCUUUCAACUGCUUAGAGGCAGCUUUGAGCACAGCCUUCCUGGAAGGAAGCUAGGCAAGCCCUGCCACACAGCGAAGGUUGGGUUUACAAGGGUGACACUGGUACCCCCUUGGCCAAGAGUAAAAAAGAACAAGUCUAAGCCUUGCUUUUAUCUUGGUUGUCUGGGUGGUGGCAGAACUCAUCAGCUCCUUAUCCUCAGUCUGUUCCUCUAAAAGAUGAGAGAUGUUCACUGACUUUGUGUGGUGAGAAGGCAGCAAGUACUCACGGCUGGUGCUGUGGGACCUCAUAGCUUCUAAGGAGAGAGGCUGGGAGGGUCUUUGCCAUCGGAUCUGCCAAGCACCUAAUGCUUGCCUGUGGUGAAGGCAAGAUGGACCAAGGGCCUUGGAGAAAAGGGCUCCCAGGCCUCUGAACUUUGAGGCCUCAGCACUUUCUGCACUAUUGUCAAACUCUUUGGAAAGAAACCAAAUCAUUAAAAAGUAGAAAGAAAUCUGCCUCUUGUCUGCCCUACUGCCCCUUUACCCCCACUCUGUCCCCAAAUGAUAUUAUUGCACCUUGACCUGGGAAUGCAGAGAGGGGAGGGAGUUGGCAGAGAUUCCUGGUGCCCUCUGCCCUCCUAGCAACAGGUGCCACUUAUAUUUUGGCCCCUGGCAGCCUCGCCCAGCCCCUGAUCAUCCCAGGCCUAGGGCAGUUAGGACCUUUCUGUUUAUUUUCUGAAGCAGAGAGAAUGAUCUCAGAGUCUGCAAAUGAAGCCUUUUUUGCACUUUCAUUCACAUGCACUUUGGUGGGGUUACAUUUUUGUACUUGCCUCUUGUGUGUGCACAUGUGUGUAUGUGUUCUUUAAGAGAAUCUUCUGGCUUAAGCUGAGGUGACUCUUGAGGGAGAAAAAGUUACAAACAAAAUGUGGUGUGAUUUGUCAGUGUAUCAAAACAACAUAAAUAAACUUGAACAACUGAUAUGC